GUGUGUGUGCGAGUGUGUGAGUGUGCUGUGUUUGUGUUACACAGUCGGCAGCACUGUGCAGAGUGCACACAUCACCAGCACACCAAGGGAUAUAGGAAACAUAUCAGCUAACUGGGAGAGGACUUUGGAAGUAAACUGAACUUUUCAGCCAAAUGCAGACAGAAAAGUAAACUUCAUGAUCUUCUACAACAUGUACUGAAAUGAAAGCAGCUGACAGGCAUUAUGGACUUCACUUAUAAAAUCCUGAAAAGAUGACAGAGGCUGUGAAAAAAUGCUUGACCGCAUGCAUUGCAAGUACAGGACCCUUGAUGCCACCUGGAAUAUAGAUUCAAAAAAUCUUUCUUCUAGUUUCUUUUUUUGUCUUCAUUAGCAAAUGAAGGAUGGAUUAUGGCACUUAUAUGACCUUUUUACACAGCCACUUUACUAUGGCAUCAUCAUAGCCUACAGGUCAUCCUUGAGUAUGGUAUAUUUUUGGGACCGUCUUUAUUCCUGAAUAUUAUGAGACACCAGACCUAGUGCCACUAUUGUCUUUGCUAGAGGCAUGUAUUAUUAAAAAUAAUGGGUUGGAGACGCCGUUUCUGUCCCAGCCCUGCUGUUAUAGGUCUGGCUGUGGCAGCAUGUGUUUUCUAUCAGAGUCUGAUCCUUAUUUGGAGGAGGGCAUCCUGGAAAUAUGAGGAAUAUGCAAGUGACAUAAAAGCAGCUGAUUUAAAUGAAGCCUCAAAAAGAGAGGAUUGUGUCCUUGCUGCAAUCAAGUUAUACAGGAGAUUGAAGGAGUGUGGAGAGAGCAUACAACACGACUUGAUAUCUAGGCCUACAAGAAGGAUCUUCUUAUAUGUGCACCCAUCUCAUGGAUCCAAGGAACAGAUUGUUUACAAAGAUAUCCUAAGUCCAUUUGGAAGUAUAGUCCUUUCAGAAGAUAUUAAGGAUGUUAAAGCAGGUGUGAAAGGGACUAUAAACCAAGGCCUGGUAAACACUGAAGAUAUUAUAAUAUAUAUCCCACCUAAUAACAGUUCAGAGUCGGACUGCAAGAAGGAAAAAGACCUGAAUCAAUUUAAAAAGGUAAAUAUAAUACUGGAAGUGCAGCAGCUAUUAUGCCAGAAAGAGAAAAUCUGUGAAAUGGCAGCAAAAUUCCCAGAAUUGAAAAACCUUACAGUCUGUUCAGCUCAGUCAGAUGCAGCAAGCUUCAGAAGAAGGGACAAAAGCCCAAACAGAAGAAAAAGACGUAAUCAUAACACAAGUUCAGUAUUCAAGGCUCCCUUGUCUGGUCACUUAUUUCAGUCUCAGGAUGUGCCAGUCAUAAGGUCAUACGUGCUACUCACCUCAUCAUCACCGCUGCGUGCAUUUCUUCAUUCAGUUGGGAUCGUUCAGCACCACCCUUACCAGCACUUUCUUCCCAUAAAGCUUAAGGAAUUUUAUGAACAGUGGAACCCUCCCUUACAAGCCUUUAUUACCAUGAAGGAGAAAAUAAACACAUUUCUCCUCAGUUUUGGGGGCCUGAGUGAAACAACUUCUCUGCCUGUCGUUAACAGAUGCAAAGAAUGCUUUCAGCUUUUAACUGUGGAUGUUAGAUACGAGUCUCUGCUCCCUGUUGUAUUUGAGGUAAAAAAUAAUUUCCACUUUGAAGGACUUCAUGCAGAAUACAUGAAAGUUAAAAAACAAAUCUUGAAAGAUGCAUUUACUUUUAUUUUGCGAAAUACAUCAAGCAGCAUUCUAGAGGCACUAGAAGUUUUGCUCGAACUCUCUUCUCUAAAGAAAGAUAUUUGUAAGACUAGUCCUAUCCUAAAAGGCUUGAGGUGGGAAGAAAUAUCUGUGCUCCUCAGUUCUAUACAACAUGCACACAUGGAAGCAUUUGAGAUGAUUUACCCAUUCACCCUUGAUAAAUUAGAAACUCUGAGGAACAAAUUUCAUAGCAAGACUGACACAAACAUGAAGUUAGAAUCUAUCCCAAAUAUGCACUUGGUUCUUUCCCAGUUACUUAAAGAUUUCCAUCUGCUGAUUAACAAAGAUUCUAAUUUACAUCCAACAGUGAGAAACUCCUACCAAACAGCAUUUCAAAACAAGCAAUCUGCUUUAUCUGGUAUUCAUGGAGUUAAAGGCAUUAUAGAGAAGAACUGUAGUUACGAUGACAAUGAUCUACCGUAUGUCAGGUUCAUAUUCAGCAAUCCCCAGCUGGUGCUGCUUCCUGCUUUUAACCCCAGAAUCAAAGACUACUAUGUGGAAGUACCAUUCGAUUUGUUAAUGGUGGAAAUAGGAGCAGAGGCUGUUCACUGUGACAGUGAAGUGCACCUGGAGGAGAAGGAAGGACAAAGAACAGUGGCUUUUCCUCUGGGCCUGGGCCUUAAUCAGAUAACCAUAAAUGUAACUGAUAAAUCAGAACCAAGCCCAAUAGUAUUAAGAAGCUAUCGAAUUACUGUACAUCGGGAACAGAGACCGAGUUUGCCGUUGUUUGACCAUUACAUCAUGUGUGGCUUUGUACAGGACUGUGGAUUAAUCAUUCACCCUGACAAGCCUUGUGGAUUGUACCCGCUUUCCUAUUUUCCCAAAGCUCCUGUAAAGAAAUGUGAGAGUGGAGAUGCCAUGGGUCAAUGGAUAGUUCCCUGCCUCAGCUGCACAGACAACAGGACUUGUGACUGGCGGGCAAUAUCUUGGUACCCUUAUAAAUGCCAGCAUCCAAUUCUGAUAAAGACUGAACUGCAGGAAUGUAUGCAAGAAAGGAAGAUUCUGUUUAUCGGCGACUCAACUAACAGGGGAAUAAUGUAUUAUCUGAUAGAGCGAGUAAAUGAAACACUACAAGAAUGGCAGAAGUCUCACGCCAUGAAAUUCUACAUUAUAAAUAAAGGCAGAACAGCCAUUAGUUACUCUUACUACCCACAGUUCUGGAUAGAGGCCACAAAAAGGCCAACAUUUGAAAACACACUGGAACAACUCAUUGAAAGAUCACAACCCGUCAAGAAUUCCCAUAAGACUGUGCUGGUUGUAGGAGGAGUCCAGUGGCUAAACUCAAACCACAUGCAGAUAAUUCACAAAGUACUGGAAAGGGAAAAGUUGUUGGAUAUCUCUGUAAUUGUAAAAUCCAUAGGGAUGGGCUUUCACCUUCCUGUUCACGGUAUUCGUUCAUUAUCAACGACGCAAAUAAAACAUUUGUAUGAUGACAACCAGCUCAUACUAAACAUGGCAAAGCUGUUUGGUUACGAAGUAGUGGACACUCUCAGCAUCACAAUGGGACGCUACAAGGAAUUCAUGCAAGGGAAAUGCGGAUGCCAUUUUCAUGAGGUUGUUAAAUCCAGUGUAUCCAAACAACAACAUCAGAAAAUGAAUCUGCUGCAGAAUUACACAUUUGGAGGGGAGAUCUUUCCUCGGCUCCAACAUUUUCAAGCAAACAUCAAAUCUCCAUACCACGUACUUGGUCCAGUGAAUCAAGUUUAUUCUGAAAUUCUUUUUAGCAGAAUAUGUACAAAAAAAUAAAUCCUGUAUGUAUAACAAAGGAAUGCGCUCAACAGGCUGGAUUUAAUACAAAGAUUUCUGAUUGGCUACAAGAACUCAACUAAAGACAUGUGGCGGAUAUUUGAAAGCUUUAUGAAUUCAAUAUGUCAUUGUGCAGACUGCAGUAUCAAACUACAGAUUAUGAUGGGUGCUUCAAGUAUUGCCAAGCUCUCAGAAUACAAUACUUCUAUUAAAUGAGCAAAUACUUUUACAUUAAGUAGUAAAUGUCUAGAAAUGUUUAUUAUUUAUUUUUAUUUAUUAUUGUCUUUAAAGCAGAAAUGUAUAGAAAAAAGUUCCUGUAGAUUUUUUUCAUCGUUAUAAUAACUUAAAUAAAGUUUAACUACCAGCCUUCUACAACUACAUAUGUAAUAUAAUUUUAUGGCAUAUAAAUAAAGAAUAUUUGUACUAUAUAUAUAUAAUUGAUGGAUAAAGUAGAAAAAUAAAACUAAAAGUUAAUCUUGUAAAUUCAUUGUAUAAUCAAGACCACGUUAAAAAAAAUGGCUGGCUUGAACUAUUUUAAGUGACCAAUUAAAACAUCUGUAUUUUGAGUAUCCCCUUCUCUUAAUCUCAUGGGCACUCCUCCACUGCACAGAAGUCUGAUAGUUGGAAUCAGAAUAAACAACUACAUCAAUCAACUCCUUUCUCAUUGGUUAAUCGGUGAACUGUAACUCCAACUGCUAUCCUCUGGCAUUGCUCUCUCUCUCUUUCGCCAGCGUUGGCUUUGCCGCACUUCACCAGGACGUGGCUAAUUCACUAAAAUCC
Xenopus laevis (African clawed frog) is the source of this 4245-nucleotide messenger RNA. RefSeq names its product cadherin-like and PC-esterase domain-containing protein 1 (gene cped1.L). The coding region runs from base 559 to 3465 and encodes 968 amino acids. NCBI's taxonomy places the organism in Eukaryota, Metazoa, Chordata, Amphibia, Anura, Pipidae. The transcript has 22 exons. The record is from RefSeq and is a predicted model, not a curated record.